This is a messenger RNA of Ostreococcus tauri, 468 nucleotides long. Its product is annotated as High mobility group box domain. The transcript has a single exon. The coding region runs from base 1 to 468 and encodes 155 amino acids. Lineage: Eukaryota; Viridiplantae; Chlorophyta; Mamiellophyceae; Mamiellales; Bathycoccaceae. The record is from RefSeq and is a predicted model, not a curated record.
AUGAGCGAGGGUGAUCUGAGCGCCCACGUCCCGGGCACCGCGACCGAGCUCGCGAGCGCGAUGCUGCCCUUCGUCGGGGCGAUCGCGAAGAGCGCGUUCGAAUUGGAGCUCGCGCUGGCGAAAUUUUCAAACGACAAGCCGAUGAGUGGAUUGGUCCGACGCGCGGGCGCGCGCGUGGGAUCGGUGGACGGCGAACGAUUGACGAAGAAGCAAAGACGAGAGAUGAAACCCGCGAGGGCGCCGACGGAGUUUAACAUCUUCAUGAAGGAAGAGACGGCGAAGAUGCGCGCGGCGAAUCCGGAGAUGAAACCGACGGACGUGUUCUCGCAGUGCGCGAAGAUGUGGCAGGAGGAGAAGAUUCGAAGACACGGCCCGAGUGGUAAGCCGGAGAUGUCCACGCCGCUCGCGAUGAAGGAUAAGCAUAAGAAGGAAAAGUCGCACAAGAAGGAUAAGAAGAAGGAUAAGUGA